Trichophyton rubrum CBS 118892 is the source of this 261-nucleotide messenger RNA. RefSeq lists its product as uncharacterized. Bases 1 to 261 code for a protein of 86 amino acids. Lineage: Eukaryota; Fungi; Ascomycota; Eurotiomycetes; Onygenales; Arthrodermataceae. The record is from RefSeq and is a predicted model, not a curated record. Gene Ontology annotation, cellular component: mitochondrion. The transcript has 2 exons.
AUGCAUUCCCAUCUGCACACAAAAGACAACAUCAACUGCGAGGAGGUCAUGACAAUGCUGGACGAAUGCCACGCAAAGGGCUUCAUGCACAAAGUCUUCGGAAACUGCAACGAUAUCAAGCGAGAAGUCAACCGCUGCCUGUACGCCGAGAGACUGAAGCGGGCAUCCCGGAACCGAGAGAAGGCUAGGGAGAACAGGGCGAGAAUCGAGAAGCUGUGGGACGAGGAUGCCGCACAAGGACAGAUGAAAUCGAGCAGUUAA